Messenger RNA from Aureococcus anophagefferens, 633 nucleotides. RefSeq lists its product as hypothetical. Gene Ontology annotation, molecular function: S-adenosylmethionine-dependent methyltransferase activity. The annotation marks the transcript as partial. The transcript has a single exon. The record is from RefSeq and is a predicted model, not a curated record. Lineage: Eukaryota; Pelagophyceae; Pelagomonadales; Pelagomonadaceae.
CCCGAUGCGCCGCCGUGGAAGCCCCGCGACUUCCGCCGCCUCGACGAGAGCGACGACGCCGCGUUCUACGCCGCGAGCGAGCCGCGCUUCGUGUACCACAUCGACGAGGGCGCCGUGGCGGCGCUCACGAACUACUACAAGGCCGAGAUCCCCGCCGGCGCGGACGUCUUGGACAUCUGCAGCUCCUGGGUCUCGCACUACCCCAUCAACACCAAGUACGGCAAGGUCGUCGGCACGGGCAUGAACGCGAAGGAGCUCGCGGCGAACACGCAGCUGACGGACUACGUGCAGCGCGACCUCAACAAGGAGCCGACGCUGCCCUUCGCCGACAGGUCCUUCGACGUCGUCACGUGCGUCGUCUCCGUGGACUACCUGACGCAGCCCCUGGCCGUUUUAGCGGAGGUGCGCCGCGUGCUCCGGCCGGGCGGCAAGGUCAUCUUCUCCCAGUCGAACCGCAUGUUCAUGACCAAGGCCGUCGGCAUGUGGGUGUCCAUGGGCGACGAGGCGCACCUCGAGCUCAUCGGCCAGUACCUCAAGUACGCGGGCUUCUCCACGCCGCCGAAGGCCUACGACAUCUCCGCCAAGGGCCGCGGCGCGCGGGACCCCAUGUACAUCGUCCAGGCGACGGCGUAA